AUGGGCGCUUUUCCUCCGCCGCCGGUCAACACCAUUGACUGGUCCAACGUCGGGUUCCGAGUCCGCGAAGUAAACGGCCACCUUGAAUCGACAUACUCAGUCCACACGGGCAAGUGGACGCCCCUCAAGUAUGUGGCAGACCCGUACAUGCGCAUCCACGGCAUGGCGCCGGCGCUCAACUACGGCCAGCAGGCCUACGAGGGCCUCAAGGCGUUCCGCAUGCCCGGCGACGACGACAUCGCCAUCUUCCGCCCGGACCGCAACGCCGUGAGGUUCCAGCACUCGGCCGAGGUCGCCUGCAUGCCGCCGGUGCCCAUCGAGCUGUUUCUACAGGCUUGCAAGGCUGCCGUUGCGCUCAAUGCCGGCUACGUGCCCCCCCACGAGACGGGCGCCGCCAUGUACAUCCGCCCUCAGAUCUACGGCUCCAGCGCCCAGCUGGGCCUGUCGGCGCCCGAGGAAUACACCUUCUGCGUCUUCGUCAUCCCUACGGGCGUCUACCACGGCUCGCACCCGGUCAAGGCCCUGAUCCUCGACGAGUUCGACCGCGCGGCGCCCAACGGCACCGGCCACGCAAAGGUCGGCGGCAACUACGCGCCGGUGCUGCGGUGGAGCGACAGGGCGCGGACCGAGGGAUACGGAAUCACGCUGCACCUGGACAGCGCCCGGCACGAGGACAUUGACGAGUUCAGCACCAGCGGCUUCAUCGGCGUCAAGACGGGCAGCGGCGGCAGCGACGACAUCACCCUUGUGGUGCCCGACUCCAAGUCCGUCAUCGACAGCAUCACCAGCCACAGCGCCCUGACGCUGGCCCAGAGCUACGGCUGGAAGGUCGAGAAGCGCGUCAUCAAGUACGCCGAGCUGCCGUCCUUUAGCGAGGUCUUUGCCGCUGGAACCGCCGCCGCGUUGGUGCCCAUCCGGAGCAUCACGCGCCGUGGCACCAGCGGUUUCGCUGCCGGGCCCAAUGUUACGCAGACGGCGGAGGCUGAGACGGUGACGUACAUUCCCGAGAGCCAGGAGGAUGCUGGGCCUGUUUGCCUCAAGGUGUUGACCGACUUGAAGGCCAUUCAGCUGGGCAAGAAGGAGGACAAGUUUGGCUGGCGGUUUGCCGUUUCGGGGGCUGAUGGCAAGGACAUUGCGGGCGUGAACGGUGUGCAUGAGGCGGAUGCGCAGACGGUGGAUGAGAUGGAUUAA
Trichoderma aggressivum f. europaeum is the source of this 1191-nucleotide messenger RNA. RefSeq lists its product as uncharacterized. Bases 1 to 1191 code for a protein of 396 amino acids. The transcript has 2 exons. Lineage: Eukaryota; Fungi; Ascomycota; Sordariomycetes; Hypocreales; Hypocreaceae. The record is from RefSeq and is a predicted model, not a curated record. Gene Ontology annotation, molecular function: branched-chain-amino-acid:2-oxoglutarate transaminase activity. Gene Ontology annotation, biological process: branched-chain amino acid metabolic process.